Molecule: messenger RNA, 1241 nt
Organism: Zingiber officinale
Lineage: Eukaryota; Viridiplantae; Streptophyta; Magnoliopsida; Zingiberales; Zingiberaceae
Product: rhomboid-like protein 19
Exons: 8
Coding region: 197-1087 (296 amino acids)
Biological process (GO): retrograde vesicle-mediated transport, Golgi to endoplasmic reticulum
Cellular component (GO): Golgi apparatus; membrane
Source: RefSeq, a predicted model, not a curated record
AGAAAUUAAUUUUCGUUGGAUAUUUUCAUCCCAUCGGAGAUUUUCUUGCCUAUUUAAUAAUCAUUAUCCGUCGCAACGGAGUACAACUGCAGCUUCACCUACUGAGUCAGGCCUACAACGGUUCCGCCUCAAACCCUGCGAUCGAGCGGCGGGAGGCAGAGGAAGAUUGCGACGGCGACUGCAAGGGCUGAUACUAAUGAGUAGCAACUUUUAUACAGGGUUUACUCGAUUGUGCAAGGGUCUUUCCGUCAUCCUAAUUGGAGGAUAUGUUUUACUCCAAAUAUUUCCCUCAAUUCUUCCUUAUGUUGCUCUUAUUCCCUCAAGGACAAUUCCAUUUGCUUGGAAUCUCAUUACUGCUGGUUACAUUGAACAAUCAAUUUUAGGGGUGGCGAUCAGUACAGUUGGCCUUCUUUCAUUUGGGAAGUUACUAGAGCCAUUGUGGGGUUCAAAGGAAUUCUUGAAGUUCAUCAUAGUGGUGAAUUUACUGACAUCAAUCUGUGUCUUUGUAACUGCUAUUGCUCUCUACUACAUAACAAGACAAGAAAGCUAUCUAUACACACCAUUUUCUGGCUUCUAUGGGAUUCUCUCAGGUUUUCUGGUAGGCAUUAAACAAAUUUUACCAGAUCAGGAGAUUUUGAAGAUCAAAGCAAAGUGGAUACCAACUCUUGUUGGCUUGAUCUCAGUUGUCACAAGCUUCUUCACGACAAACUCUGUCUCUUAUCUUCCAACUUUAUUGUUUGGCAUGUAUAUGAGUUGGAUAUACCUACGGUACUUCCAAAGGCGGGUAGAAACAAGUCUUAAGGGAGAUCCAAGUGAUGAAUUUUCUUUCUCUAGCUUUUUCCCUGAAUUUUUACGGCCAAUUUUGGAUCCUAUUGCUUCUCUAUUUCAUUUGAUUUUUUGUGGAAGAAGAUCCAAUAGCUCUGGUGAAUCAAGAGGUUAUGAACUUGAUGACUCUCCAUUGCCUGGUUCUGAUUCAAUUGAAGCAAACAGGAGGAGAGAACGGGGAGCACGGGCACUCGAACAAAGAUUAGCUGCCGAGAAACCAUCUGCUGUAGAAAAAUCAGAUGGAGCUAUUGAAUCUGUGUAGUUUCUGAAAGAAGUCUUUUGCCGACUAAUGUGCUUGUUAUUUGUAGAAUGUUAUAUUUUUGUCUGGCCAAUCCUUUAAUCUUUCAAGAUUACUCAAGAACUAUAACGAUUCAUAUUGCAACCAUGAGAGUUAAAAUGAGAAUAAUUUUCAUCAA